Molecule: messenger RNA, 970 nt
Organism: Cryptomeria japonica (Japanese cedar)
Lineage: Eukaryota; Viridiplantae; Streptophyta; Pinopsida; Cupressales; Cupressaceae
Exons: 2
Coding region: 152-745 (197 amino acids)
Molecular function (GO): protein binding
Source: RefSeq, a predicted model, not a curated record
GCUUGAUAUUUUAUUUACAUUUUAACUUACUUUCAUCCUCUACAAUAAUUGAGUCGGAUCUAAGUAGUUUUGUGGCCGACUUUUCUUCUAAUUGUCUGUGAUUUAGUCAGUGCAUCCUCUGUUGCAGGUAACCAGAGAAAACAAGAACAGGAUGAAUAGGGAACUCUUCUGUGCUUUGGAAUUUGGUCAGGUUCCUGCUACCUUUCAAGAGUUUGAUCAGCGGUUCUCGCAUUUGCUAGACGACGUUACUUUCCAGGGAGAUACUCCUCUUCACAUUGCAGCAAGGAAAGGCAAUCUACAUCUUGUUCAAUGGAUUCUUCAACUGAAACCCUCUUUGGAUAAAUCUCGGAACAAGGAUGACAACACGCCACUCCACGAAGCUGCCAAAAGCAGUAAUCUAAACGUCGUCGAGUUUUUCCUGCAACUUGAAGAUAGAUCUGACUACCUGCAUUACAAUAAGUUUAGAGAGACACCUCUGGUGAUAGCUUCGCAGUAUGGCCGCGUGGAAAUUGUUGAACGUUUAUUGGUGCCGGAGGCCAGGUUAUCUGAAGAUCUAUUUGAAUGGGAUCGAUCUCUUGAAAAUGCAGCUUACAGGGGAUAUGAAGGUGUAGUUGUGGCAAUGCUCAACAAUAUACCCAGUCUGGUUAAUAUUGCCACGAUUCUGCGUACUGUCGUGCAAGGAGGAGAUCUUGUGUGCAUACUGUCGUGCAAGGAGGGCAUCUUGUGUGCGUACAGGCAGUGUUAAAUCAUAGUUCGUGGCAGAUCGGCUCAAUGAAGGACAGUGAUGGGUGUGGAAGAUGCGCAGUUCAUGUGGCAGCCAUGAAAGGCCUUUGGAACAUAAUCGACGAGUUUAUGACCAGAAUUCCAGAUUCCGUCGAAGUCCGCAGUUCAGAUGGUAAAUCUGUACUACACUUUGCCGUCGAACAUAAUCAAAUUCAGCUAGUGGAGAAUCUACUUGCAAAUAGGACGG